This is a messenger RNA of Lolium rigidum, 1448 nucleotides long. RefSeq lists its product as uncharacterized. The record is from RefSeq and is a predicted model, not a curated record. Lineage: Eukaryota; Viridiplantae; Streptophyta; Magnoliopsida; Poales; Poaceae. The transcript has 9 exons. The coding region runs from base 40 to 1197 and encodes 385 amino acids.
AGAAACUCCAACUGUACAACGCAAAGCCAAACGGCACCAAUGGCCACACGCCUCUCCUCCCGCCUCCUCAUCCUCCCGCCCGCAGCCACCACCACUCCUCUCCGGCCACGGCAGCCGGCCAAAGCACUCGCCGCCUCUUACCGGAGGCGCAGCCCACGCCUCGCCGUCGCGGCACAGGCGGCGCCGAGCGGCGGCGCGGUCGCCCCGCCGGCGGCUGCAGGGGACGCCGGGCUGCCGCCGGCCGAGGCGCAGCGGCUGGUGGAGUUCCUGAAGGCCGACCUGCCGCACCUAUUCGACGACGUCGGCAUCGACCGCUCCGCCUACGACGACCGCGUCCGCUUCCGCGACCCCAUCACCCGCUACGACGACAUCGACGGCUACCUCGCCAACAUCAACCUCCUCAAGGUCAUCUUCCGCCCCGACUUCUACCUGCACGACGCCAAGCAGACAGGGCCCUAUGAGAUCACCACGAGGUGGACCAUGGUCAUGAAGUUUUCUCUACUGCCGUGGAAGCCGGAGCUGGUCUUCACUGGGCUCUCGAUCAUGGGUGUCAACCCACAGAACCUCAAGUUCUGUAGCCAUGUGGAUAUAUGGGAUUCAAUACAGAACAACGAAUACUUUUCCUUUGAAGGAUUGGUGGAAGUUUUCAAGCAGCUGCGAUACUACAAGACCCCAGAUAUAGAAACACCAAAUUAUCUCGUUCUGAAAAAGACUGCAAAUUAUGAGGUCAGGAGGUAUCCACAGUUUUCAGUAGUCGAAGCAAAAGGAGAAAAACUAACAGGAUCAUCAGGUUUUAAUAAUGUUACUGGAUACAUAUUUGGCAAGAACGCUUCAUCUGAAAAGAUUCCAAUGACUACACCUGUCUUCACUCAGGCAUCUGAUGACAAACUUUCAGAUGUAUCCAUACAGAUACCUCUGCCAAUCAACAAAGACUUGAACAGUUUACCAGCUCCAAAUACAGAAGCAGUUACCUUGCGAAAGGUUGAAGGCGGCAUUGCUGCAGUGAAAAAAUUUAGUGGGCGACCAGAAGAGGAAAUUGUGGUCAAGAAAGAGAAGGAGCUACGUUCCCAGAUACUCAAAGACGGGUUGAAGCCUCAACAAGGCUGUAUGCUUGCACGUUAUAAUGAUCCUAGGACAAAGAGCUUUGUGAUGAGGAACGAGGUGCUUAUAUGGUUAAACGACUUUACACUGGAGUAGAAGUCUUCACUUAACAUUCUCUACAACAUCAUACACUGUAUAUUAGAUUUCCAGAGCCACAUCAUAGAAAGCGGAAGCUCAGCUUGUCUUCCCAAAUGUGGAUGCAGAGAUGGUGGUCACGUAAACGACAGGGUCAGAAUGAGGAGCGAUCAAUGAUUAGUACUCUGACUGACGAUGGCUGACCACCCACUAUGCAUUUCGUCGCAGUUCGACAAUUGUAUCAUGAUCCCUUUUCUAUUCUAACUUCUGAU